Molecule: messenger RNA, 2781 nt
Organism: Vombatus ursinus (common wombat)
Lineage: Eukaryota; Metazoa; Chordata; Mammalia; Diprotodontia; Vombatidae
Gene: PLCE1
Product: phospholipase C epsilon 1
Exons: 6
Coding region: 349-2781 (810 amino acids)
Biological process (GO): positive regulation of GTPase activity; Ras protein signal transduction
Cellular component (GO): plasma membrane
Molecular function (GO): guanyl-nucleotide exchange factor activity
Source: RefSeq, a predicted model, not a curated record
UGCAGCUAAAUGAUGGAGCAGCUAUUCCAGAAUGCCCCCUCGGCUAAAAAUUAAAUAAAAUAAUUCCAUUACACCUCAUAGAAUAGACAGGGGGUGGAAAAUUACUGUUUUUGUAAGAGUAAACUACAAAAUUACUAUACUUAACAAAAGUCUCCUGGAAAAAACAUUUCAUGUUACUAAGUUACUGAAGGAAUAACCUCUUUUUGACCUAUUGCAACUGUGUGAAGAGAAUAAUCGCUAUAUUAAAACAGGACUUAUAUAUGUUAGAUUAUUUUUCUAGCAAAUUGUUAUUUCAUAGAAAUCAUGAUAUGAUCAUUAGAGAGAGAAAACCCCCAACAACUGAAGUCCAUGUAUGUCAAGAUGACCUCUGAAGAAAUGGUAGCUUCUGUUCUUGUUCCUGUGACACAGAAGGAAGUGAUAGCUGCUCGCUCAGCUACAGAUGAAAGCAGUGAAAAUGCCUCGGACAUCAGUGUUAUAAAAAGACAUGUUAAUAAACCAAACAAAGAAACUCCUCUUACUCUCUCAUGCCUAAACAUAUUUAGAGAAGAACACAUUGAAAGUUCAUUGGCCAAGACUGUCUCAGUCUCGAGUAAAGACGCAAUGAAUGAUGCGAAUAGCCAUGAAAACUUUGGGGAGAGAAGUGUACCAGAUUCAGUGGAAUAUAUUAACAUUAACUGUAACAAUAUGCCUAAUAACUGUCAGAGUUCACAUAGCCAGUUGUCUAAAUCAUGUGAAUCUGUAUCAGAAGAAAACCUGUGUUUGGAUACUGGAAUUUCAUCUUCACUGGAAAGAAACAUGUUUUCUGGAAUUAAACUGGAAGUAGAUGAACCUUCAGGAGAAGCAAAUCCUAUAAGAAGUCAAUCAGCAAUUAUUCAAACUAGCAGAGGUCAUACGGAUAACAUGGCUAUAUUUCAUUUUCAUUACGCAGUUGAGAGAAAUGUAUCAAAGACUUUUUGUACCAUAUCUGAUGGCUUAAUUUUAGAUGAUUGUGGCAACUGUGUACAACUACCAGAUAUUGGAAAUGAUCAAAAGGGCAAUUACUCAGCAUAUACUUGUAGUUUAAUGGAACUGGCAGAUGACUGUGACAAUAAGAAUGGACUGAAGAGAUGUGAUAACUAUGAUACCCUAAGUGAUAAAUAUUUAUGCUUAGAAAGAUCUUGCCAGAAGGUUAAAAUGGUAUGUUCAAAUAAAAGCUUCUGUGGUGAUAAUUUUCCUGGAAGAAUGCCCACCAAGGCCUUUUUGAGUCAUUUGGAAGAUUGUACUGAUCAUUUUGAAGAAGACGUGGAGGAGGAUUUUUUUAAAAACAAAAGGGAGCGGUCCACUUUGUUAAUUAGAAGAUUUUGCAAAAAUGAUAAGGAAGUUAAAAAAUCUGUUUAUACUGGAACCAGAGCAAUUAUGAGAACCCUGCCUUCUGGGCACAUAGGGCCUGGAGCUUGGAGUUAUGUUGAACAGAAAAGAAAUCAUGACAUUAAGAACUUUAAGAGUUCAACAGAGCGUAUAGCAAGAGUACAGAUUAGGCAAGAUGUGAAUGUCUGUCUUAGAAAAUCCCAUUGGUAUUUGAUCAACAACACAGUGAGAAGGGGAGAAGAAACAGAAGGCACUCUUGGAUCGUUUCUCUAUUUCUUCAGGAAGGCUCUAGCCUUAGACACAAUCCAUGGACAUAUUAAUAUUGGCCCACGCUUGAAACAAUGUGUUCGAGAUACUUCAUGUGAAUACCGAGCCACUUUUCAAAGGACUUCAAUUUCUCAGUACAUCACUGGUUCUCUAUUAGAGGCAACUACGUCUUUGGGUGCAAGAAGUGGCCUUUUAAAUACUUUUGGAGGAUCAGUAGGAAGAAUAAUGUUGAAAGAACGUCAACAAUGUACCUCCGUGGCCAGUUCAACCAGCCUCCCUUCAAAUGUAGCUGGUCUAAGUAACGAUCUCAUAGAACUUCAACACCUCAUUCAGUUCCCAGAGGAAGUCGCUUGUAUUCUGACUGAACAGGAGCAGAGUAUCUACCGACAAGUGUUGCCUGUUGACUACCUUUGCUUCUUAACCAGGGACUUGGGAAAUGCUGAAUGCCAGAGUAAACUUCCAUGUCUCAAGGCUACAGUAUCUGCAUCCAUCCUCACCUCCCAGAACAAUGAGCACAAAGCUCUGGAAAAUCUUGUAACAAGAUUUAAUGAGGUGAGUUCUUGGGUGACGUGGCUGAUACUCACAGCAGGCACCAUGGAAGAAAAACGGGAAGUCUUCUCGUAUUUAGUACACAUUGCAAAAUGCUGCUGGAAUAUGGGCAACUACAAUGCUGUUAUGGAAUUCCUGGCUGGCCUCAGGUCAAGGAAGGUUUUAAAGAUGUGGCAGUUUAUGGACCAGUCUGACAUUGAAACCAUGAGAAGCCUGAAGGAUGCAAUGGCCCAACAUGAAUCUUCCUCUGAAUACAGGAAAGUGGUGAACCGGGCUCUGAAUAUUCCUGGCUGUAAAGUGGUUCCUUUUUGUGGUGUCUUUUUAAAGGAGCUUUGUGAAAUUCUAGAUGGAACAUCUGGAUUUAUGAAACUUUGCCCACGAUAUAACUCACAAGAUGAAACUUUAGAGUUUGUAGCUGAUUACAACGGACAAGAUAAUUUCUUACAACGAGUAGGGCAAAAUGGCUUAAACAAUCCAGAGAAGGAAUCCACUGUUAACAGUAUUUUUCAAAUUAUCCGAAGCUGCAAUCGCAGUCUGGAACCUGAAGAAGAAGACAGCUUCGGUGAAGGCGACAAUUCAAGGAAAGACUUCUUAAAGGACAAAACUCGAUUGCAGUAG